AUGCCGUCGCCGUCAGCCUACUCGCUCUUGAGGCAGCCUCAGCCUCCCCCAGUACGGCCCUCCAGGUCUCUCGAGGGCCUGGAAAAGGUCAUUCCUCCCAGUUCUCCUCUUCCUGUCGCCCAUACUUGCUCUCGCCUGCACUUGGACAAGCCGCUGCCCGACAUUCCUGCAAGGUCAGGCACCCAGUCUCCAGCUCACUUCGUCGGCUCCACGGCGUGGAGCGACGACAGCAGCACCGUCAACAGCUUCGAGGACAACGACGACGAAGACGACCUCAGUUGCCGCCGCCGGUCCAGCAUUUCGACAGAGAGCUAUCCCGUGUUCGUCCGCUCCAGCUCAGACGAUCCAGAUCUAGCCGGCUUCGUCGAUCAUCCUUCCGUCUCCACGCUGGACCGCACUGACGCUCCGUCCGCGGAUCCCUACGACAAUCACCAGAAGACAGCAGCAGCCUCGUCGCUGCCUGACAUUACAUUCCUGGCGGACGAGCGCUAUACUCCCCCGCCCCCGCCGCAGCAGCACUGGAAUAACCACGUCGGUCCCAACCACUACUUCCGCGAGAAGAAAUGGGACUUCUUCCCCGAGCUAGCCACCCCGUCAGCCUUGCCCCAGAACUCGCCCCACAGCACCUUCACUCCACGCCCUCGCAAGAAAGACACUGCCCGCCGAUGGAUCCCCAUCCCCUCCGACAAGGGCGCUGCGUUCGCCAACGAUGUCCGCAACUCAAUCCGCUCCAUCCAACGCCGUCUCUCCCGCAACUCCAUGGACAAGGACAAGCCCAAGCGGGGCCAAACCGACGGCCGGUCUACUACGUCUCCCAUUGAGUUCGCCCGCGGUCUGUAUAGUUCGAGUACUAGUUCUCCGCCACCACAACUCCAAACAACACCCUCCUCGACAGGUGACUACUACUUCAACCACCGAGUCUCUUCAAUUCCACAGACCCCAAUCUACACCAGUGUCGACGAAAAACUUACCCACCUCUCUAUCUCCCCCACCGGCUCCUCAAUCUCCGACCAAUCCAUGCUAGCACGUGAAGCACUCUCGCAGACCCUCUCGAAUACAUAUUCUCACUACGAAAAACCCCUCCCUUCCCCGCUAAAACCGAAAGACAAACAACUUGCCGUCCCUAUCUCUCCUUACCAGAAGUACGGCGCGGCUAUCUGGGAUAAAUCCGGCAAGGACAAAAAGCAAAAGCCAAAACACCAAAAGCGCCUCAGCCACCAGCAUCACCGACAGCAACAGCGGGUGCGUUUCCCCAAGUAUCGGAACCGGAAGCGGAGGGAGUCAACCCAAUUCAAGGGGAACAACAGUACAUUCGUUUCCUCCACGGUGCCGCCUAAGUCAUCUGGUCGCAAACAGACACGCACGCCGUUACGGCAAGGGACUCGCUACGCGGUUAGGGCUUUGCAAGAUGGGACGAGCCAGGUACUUGUUGCUAUUGAUGGGGCGAGGAGGAAAAUGGCCGGGACUUCUCCUCUUUCUUCCAAGAGGUCGGGGCUGGGCUCAGCAUCAACAUCGAAAUUGGACUUGAGAAGGACGCAUCUGAAGAGUCAGAUUCGGCUUGUUGGGCCGGUGAACCCGUAUACCACUACUCAUCGGAGGGAUCAGUGGAUAUGA
Messenger RNA from Aspergillus puulaauensis, 1614 nucleotides. RefSeq lists its product as uncharacterized. NCBI's taxonomy places the organism in Eukaryota, Fungi, Ascomycota, Eurotiomycetes, Eurotiales, Aspergillaceae. The record is from RefSeq and is a predicted model, not a curated record. The transcript has a single exon. The coding region runs from base 1 to 1614 and encodes 537 amino acids.